CUUGAACCCAUCAAUCUAUUUCUGUUCCGAGUCGGCAGCGUUGAAGAGCCUCUCGACCGUCUCUCGUAUCCUGCGUACAUUGGCAGCCGCCCGAAGCUGCUCCAAAGUCCUUGAGGUCUCGAUCAUCACGUUCUACAAUCCAGGCGAACUCUGCUAUUUUUGUCCGUCUGUAAACAGUGUUCGAGAUUACGGGCUCGGCACCCUCGACAACCCUAGAGUCUAUCACCUCUGAAGACAUUUGAGAGGAUCCCUGAAAUUCAAAUUUACGUGAACAUAUACCCGGACAGAUAUAUCUAUAUACGCUCCCCGGACAUCUCGUACACAAGUCAUGGCGACGAUCCAAUCAAUGCUGGUCCGGGCGAUUUAUUGCCAAUACUAGUAUUCAGACUACUCGGCGAAGUGCUUCAUUGGUUCAUUCCUUAAAGCAUGUCAAACAAAGUGUUGAGAUUGGCCUGCUCACGGGGAAUGCCGCCUUAUCCGAAUACGCAGAUGACCAGCUUUCGGUUGCGACAAACAAAUCCACCAACAAAGUGCAGCGCCUUCAAAGACCUCAGCAACUGACACUGGAGUUCAUUGACCCACAGGCAAUAAUAGAUAUGAUGUAUCUUUCCGUCUUGGCUAUACAGUGUCAGAUCCCAUCUCCAACUGCAUUGCCAUGUGCUCUUGGGUCGCCUGACCGAAGUCUGAGCGGGGGCAGGUCUACAAUGUUAAGGCAGAUUCGGUGGGUGGCUGAGCAUCUUCCGACCCGACUUGAGUUGAUCAACAGUCGGGGCAGAGUCCAGGCAGAGUCGAGGCAGAGUCGAUCUCGUGUUGGGUAUAAGUACACCUCAGUCCGGCGGCUCAGCUGCAUUAUACAGUAUGCCAUCUCAUCUCGUGUUGCGCGUACCACAGGUCCUUGCCGCCGCCUCUCGAGACGGCACACUCCGCGAUUUCAAGGAUAGGCACAGAUUCCACACUGUUCUAAAGCCCUGUAGAUACACCAAGACAACAUCCGAGUUCAGGCACAAAGGGUCCAGCUUAUGCUGAAAAGUCAUCAUCAGCCUGGCCUGAUACGCAUCAGCAUCCGCAGCCGCAACCAAUCCGAGCUCUGAAAACAGCACAGCACAGCCCUUUCCGAGCGCAUCCGAGCCCGGGCCCAGAAGCACCCACUCCUCCGACGUCCCCGGCUGGCCUUGGGAGUAAACCGCAUAUUGAAGUCCGAUCAUCUGAGUAUACAGAGGAUAUCCACUACAUCGGCACCGUGGUCCUCAGCGGAGCUAGCGGAUCAGAUCACUCGUUCAUUGUCUGUGCAGUUGUACUACGCUACACAACAAUCACCCUCCGAGAAAUCUACUAUCCUAGUGGCUGCCCGUGUCAUCCCAAGGAAGACCCCAAGGCCCACAAGAAGGGCAAGUGCAAACAGCAACCGCAUCAUCUAUCGUACGAUCUGAUCAACGAGUCGUCAUGGCCGGGCCACGCGCCGCCGACGCAGAUCGUGGCCGAGCGACCGGAACGAUCAGCCAGCCAGAGCAGCGAGAGGAGUUCCUCCAAUCACAGCGAGUCCGGCGAUUCGAGAUCCUCAAGAGUACGCCCUUGGGACUUGUUUACCCGCAGAACCUCCGGCUAGGAGUGGUAGAUGUCGACGACGACAAAGGAACAGACGCCACAGGGUUCGUCACCACCGAGAUGAAAUGGUGGAAAGUCCAAUUCGUCGUGCCACCCACGUUUGAGAUCUACCCUUCUUCUCACCCGGCCAACGAGGUCAAAUAUGGACUCGACCAGCACAAGCGCCGCCGCUCCAGCAGCGAAACCGCUCCCGCGCCGAGCCCAUCUUCGGCGAAAAACGAUCGAUCGGAGCCUUACCCCGUCGCAAAAGUCGAGUUCCCCCACAUCGACAACCUGUGGAAAUUAACAGUCGACAUCACGCUGUACCACAUCACGCCGGCCAUGCACUUCGACCCAACAGCGACAACAAGAACUGAUGACGCCGCUGCAGCUGCAGCCCAUAGCGAUGACCUGCGGACCCGCUGGGCCAUCAAACAAAUCAGGUGCCUCGGGCGCCAAUACUCCAUGACCUGCACCCACCCCGGAGGACGAAACGGCAGCAACAGCUACAUGUGGCGCAGCAGACCAAAAGCCGAAAUCCUCAAUUUGCCCGGCGUGGACGAUGGACAUCCCGCUGUGAACGGCAAUCUUGUCCUCGAAGACCCCGACGGCCGCAUUGUCGCCGUGUACAAACAGCGCCGCGACUUUAAGGUCAUGGGGGCACUGACCAUCUUUCUGGAUACUUUGGAACCAACGACGACGACGGACAUCGUUUCUGAGCAGGGCCAGCAGCCGUCCGGUGAGCUGGAGCCUGAGCGUUCGCCGCGUCCGACAGUCGAAGCUGUCGUGGCCAGCACCCUUGCCGUGGUCCUAUUUGAGCGGAUUUCAUUCCGGUCGCUUGUGGGGAAGUGAGGCGAUGGUGAUGGGGUCCGUCAUCAAAAAGCCAGCAUCCAUUCCAUGUCGAAUUGCCAAAAAGAGGGCCAUGGAACUGGUGGCCAUGAUGAAGGGACUGUUUGUUUGUCACUGCAGGCUUUCGCAUCACAUCUCCCGCUCUAGUCCAAAGAUGAACCUACCAACCCACCUUCACGCUAAAAACGAUACCCGACUCCAACCACCUUUUCCUAUCUAAUGUUUCUUCCUUCCUUGCACGGCACGGUCAGUGGGAGCCCCAGAAAAUCUCCUUGGAGACUACAAGACCAACACUGCAUUGACCCUGUUUGUAUAUUCUGCCCUGCUUGAAGCAGUGUCUAGCUGCACCGCAUGGCAUGGCUCGGUAGUAUACCAACGUACUACUAUGACGAUACAUACAAUGUACAUCCAACAAUGUGUGAAAUAUAACUGUCCGAAUGCAAAGAAUACUCAUUCUCAUUCUAUUCUAUCUAUUACAACCAAGCUACCUAUACUUGCUCUGCCAUCACACCUAACAAUACCUCUUUCCACCACGCACACUGGCACACACGACCACUCGUGGCCCAACAUCCACCACCCCGCUGACUCUAAAGUACGUCUUGCAGCAAGGCGCAACUCCCUCAGGACCAUAGCCUUAGAUCUUCAUUCGACCCCAUCCAUCCGCACCUGUAUCUGCCAGGUAUCUGUAUCUGUCUGUUUGCUUGUUCGUUUGUCCGCAGACCACGCACGCGACAAGGCAGACAAGGCAGACAAUACAAUCAAUACCUACCUCCCUGAGGAAGGUAUGUACCUAUCAUCGAACAACUCCAAACCCCAAGACCUGCUUCAAAACCCACAAAGCAGCCCUGACCAGCCACCCUAUGAUCCCCACAACACCCAACACAACCCUGACAAUCCUCAUGACAAAGACGGUGACGGCCACAAAGACCAUGAGAUAUAAGGCGCUCCGAGCACAGUCGACCACAAACCCUGUGGGGGUCUCGCCCUUUUUCUUGUUCAGCUUGAGUUUCAACUUGCCUGUUUGGGAGUAAACAAGCAGAACAGCCCAAAGGCGCCAGCCUGUACUGGUCAUGAUCUGGCUCAUUUGCCAUGCUCGCUCGAGUACGUCCCAGCCGAGUUUGGUGAUGUGUGGAUGGUUCUUGAUCCACGUCUUGCCAUUGAAAACCAUUUCGCCAAAGUUGGUACUACUGUUGGCACAACUUCUUGAACCCAAAGCUCCCAAUCCCAGCCCUAAACCGGGGACUUGGAACUCGAAUGCUGUACUAGUUGUAGCAACGCUAGUUCCGCUGAUGUUGCGGCGGCCGCCGCCGCCUUGGCCUUUAGAAGACAACCCGGAACCGGAACAUGCUAUUGCCAACCCUACAGGAGUGGGAGCGGGUAUCCUGAGACGGGAUGAUGCUCCAAACGCACCUGGACUCUCGCUGGGAUAUGGUGGGCCGACGACUGCCGCUCCAAUAACAGGCGAGCUGGAGCUUCUCUGCCUCCUGUGUUUUCUUUGUUCGGGGACCAGAUUCUUGGAUCUCGAAAUACCAGUCGCACUGAGCGCUGCAAUGAGAGCAUCCGCGGAAUGGCCAGCCAAAUCUUCUUGAGACCGGGCUGCCGGCGUUCUCGGCUGAGCUGACAACUCAAUAGGAGUCGGACCGUGCUCGAUCCUCGACUGUGGGUUGAUGGUGUUUGGUGACCUUCCAAGAGCUUUCUUGUCAUUGCUACUACCUUUAACAUCGUUGACAUCAUCCCAGUCGUCGAUCUCGCUGGCGCUACUGGGGCUAUGCACAUCUGACCAUAUGCUCUUCGUGGGACUAGCCCUGGAGCUCGGACUCGGAUGCCCCAGACACCCUUCAUGACAGUCCUCGUCUUUGCAACAAUCCGGACUACAGAUCGUGUGGUCCCGUUCAUCGACGACGUCGGUUGUUUCCGAGCGUGAACAAUUCACCUGGGUCAUCUGGUCACCAAUCUCCUCCGGCAGUCCUGGAAGGGGACUGCCUGUUGGGUGCAGUUGCUUAUAGUCCCCGCUUGCUUCGCCGUCGGCCUUCUGGUGGACGAACAUAGGGGUGACACCAUCCGUACUGCGAGGCUUGACGUCCACGAAUCCGUGGUGACAACGGCUGCAUUUCCUCAGCAGACCAAGACCGCUGGCGGGCGGUUCGGUAAUGAGAGGCGCGGGCUUGGGUGCUUCGCGGCUGGGUUGCCGAAGUUUCAGAGGUGGCGGAACGAGGUCGAUCUCGGGCUCUGGUGGAUUGAGUCUGGGCUCGAGCUGGAGUCUUUCGUCUCUGUUCGGAUCUGAAUACCGUACUUCGGUGGUGUCUGCUCGGUUGGGGUUUGGUGCUAUUCUCGGUACGCCGUACAUGCCCUCCAGCCUUGUUGGCAUUGUGGGACGAGUCAUCGCCCUUGGUCUUAUCCUUGGAAGAGGAAUGGACAUCAGGUUGUCGGUAUUCAUGUUCAUGCCAGUGCUCAUGAUAGUGUCUGAUGAUCCGAUCGGAGGCGGUCGGGGCCCCAAAGCAUGACGGCCAGAACCCUGCAUCCCUGACUCCGACAUCAAAGGCCUCGGGCCGAUCCGAAGUGGUCGUGGCAUCCCUUGCCUGUUCGAAAACGUGUCUAUGGCUGUGGUAGUGAUACUCGAUGACAGGCUGUACUCCUGUUGUUGCCUGUUUGAUGGCUUUGUCGCUGGACCAGGCAUUGACCUGGGCCCUUCGGCUCGCAGCCUGGGCAUGCCCAUCGGUGGUAUUGAUAGCUUCGGUGGGUUGUCGUAGACGGGUACUGGCAUCAUUCUUUCUCCCAUGGGGAAGUCUGGCUUCUUCCUCGGUAAGGGGUACGUCGGCCUCAUUGCGCGGAUGUACGGGUAUGCUGGGUCGCCUCCUCUGGGCCCCUGCGGUGAUGCGUUCUCCAUCAUCGAUGAGUUGCUGGUCUUCCCUCUGCUUUCCCUAAUUUGCAUCGGAUUCACGGUCAGUUCCGGCUUCAACGGGGAUGGGCCACUGUUCGUCGGCAGACAUGGUAGUUCUUUUUCGACUGAAGGAAGUCCACAGAUGUUUGAGGUUUUUGAACUUUGGCCGUUGGCUCCCGUUGUCGCCAGGCGUUGGCCUAAAAAAGACUCUUCGGCAGCUUUUCCUUGGUCGAGACUGAUAUUGGGAGAUGUGCUCUGUGGUGGAAGUGUGGGCAAGUCUUUAUCGACGUUGUAUGGAGUCUCAAUCCGCCACCUGAGAGGACCAGGAGCCGAAGAAGAUCGCAUAUCGGCGUUGAAUCUAGGCUUCUUGAGAACUGUCUCGUCGCUGUUGUUGGUGACAUCCAGCCCUUGAGAGUCAUCGCCCCUUGCGCUCUUCGCUGGAGGACUCCCAACGGGUUUCCGGCGGACCGUUGGUUCGUCUCUCGAUUCACCAAGUGAGGUCAAGGCUGCUGCAUUUUCGCUUGGAGGUCCUUGGCCGUCGGUACGCUGGGUAGGGUCGUACGUCGGACUCCUCUCCUGCGCUGCCACCCCUACAGGUGCAGUUGGCGGUCUGCCAUAACCGGACCACGCCCUCUGAUGCCUCGCCACUGAACUGUCACGGUUAGCAGAUGACAGUCUCGGUGGCGUCCGCAGUGGACGGUAUUGUCGUUCCGGCAAUCCAGGUCUCCUCCCAUAGGCAGCUGGGAGUAAUGGUUGGUCCAUAUCUGAACUGACCCAUUGAUCCCCUCUUUGCCUCCACCGAUUUUGAUCUGCAGGAGCUGGUGGCCGAGAUGUCUCCCCUUGGUCGAGGGAACUGCUAGCACUGUGAGAGCCGGGGGUAACAACGCCUGUUCUUGGAUUUGCACCACGGGCAACGAGAUAAUCAUCCCGAUCGACCGGCUGGUGCAUUUUCGAGGAUAGUCCAACCGCUGGUUGGUGUCUUAUGUCGUGUCUGUCCGCCGGGGCUUUGGAUGGCCGGCGCUCUGUAGGUCUGCUGUGGCCGACAAAGAUGGUUGUCCUUCGACUUGACUGAUCCAAGGGGAUGGACAGGAUAUCCACCCCCUCCGAAAUGGUCACCGUCGGCUGGCCUCCAGAAUGCUGGUGCUCACUGUCAUCGGGCAGCUCGAAGAUGUUACUUGGAAUUUGACUUUCUUCGUAUCGUCUGACAGCGUGUGAUUGUGCGCGUGCCCUGGCGGCAGGUGAGGAUUCACCACGAGCGUAAUUUCUAUGAGUUGCUGAUUCUGUGAUUCGAUACCGGUCAAACUUCCCUGUGCUUCGUAGGUAAUGCUCACGCUGGGUGCCGUCGUACUCCUGACUCCUGAGCAGGCUUUGCUGCGUAUCACUGAGGCAAGAGAUAGAUGAUGAUACUAUACGAUCUCGUCGACGACGAGCUGAAAAAAGGGAGGUCUCGAACGACUUUGAGGUGGUGAAGGGCAUUGUAGAUGUAAAGGCGGUUGCUAUGAUAUGCAAAGCAUGGAAAGGGCAUAUACUGGUCUGUGCAUAAGCGUGGUGUUGCGGACAACGCCCCACAUCAACUGGUAUUUUGAGAUCUGGUUACUCGGACUGCCACCAAAUUGAGACAUGGGCUUGGACCGUGCAGUUUCCAGGAAGUCGCGACCGUGGUCGACGCUUCAGGCAGAAUAGAGCCAACGGGUGGGAGCUGAAGCCAUAUAUCAACCAUUACCAUCGAAUUGUCUGUAACUGGACCUAGAAACGCCCGCUCUCUCGUCUAUGUCUAUCGGGCGUCAGGUGGCCCCAUCGCUGAGAUGCCGCAACGGUAUUGACUCCUGCAGCAGGUACACUCAUACGUUUGUCCGGGCUCGUCGACCGCUUUUCUGGACUUCCGGCCACUCUGUCCCGCGAGAAAGUGGUUGACGCACUCUUCCUAAGAGGCGACGCUGCGUGGGAAUAAACACCUAGACUACCUCCGUCACUUCCAGAGGUCAUUGGACGGAAAUUCGGUUGCCUGA
This is a messenger RNA of Exophiala dermatitidis NIH/UT8656, 7323 nucleotides long. RefSeq lists its product as uncharacterized. The transcript is spliced from 2 exons. Lineage: Eukaryota; Fungi; Ascomycota; Eurotiomycetes; Chaetothyriales; Herpotrichiellaceae. The coding region runs from base 1444 to 2436 and encodes 330 amino acids. The record is from RefSeq and is a predicted model, not a curated record.